AUGGAUGAAGAAGACCAACUGAUCCAGCCUCAAGACCAGAGCUGCUGGGCCACCCUGCCCGAUGUGUGCCUGCGUCGUGUCUUCUGGUGGCUGGGAGACAGGGACAGGUCCAGAGCGGCCCUUGUCUGCAGGAAGUGGAACCAGAUGAUGUAUUCGGCUGACCUCUGGCGAUACAGGACCAUCACGUUCAGUGGGAGACCUUCCAGGGUACACGCGUCUGAAUUCCAGUCAGCCCUUUGGUAUGUUAAGAAAUUUGGUCGUUACCUGGAGCACCUGGAGAUCAAAUUUCUGAAUCCUUACAACGCUGUCCUGACCAAGAAGUUCCACCUCACCAUGCGAGGCCUCCUCUCAUGUCUGGGCAAGAGUAACAACCGUCUGAAAUCUCUCUCCAUCCAGCAUCUCGAGUUGGACCGCCUGGUCUGGAGGAACAGCAUCAGGAGCUCAUUCAUGAAAAGCUUGAGCUUCUUCUUGAAGAAGAUGGGCAGACACCUGAACUAUCUCAGCCUGAAGGGGGCCAGGCUCACCACGGAACAAGGCUGCCACAUCCUCAAUGCCCUGAGCUACUUAAGGAAUGAGAGCACGGUGUCAGAGCUCAACAUCGAGGACUAUUUCAGCCACCACCUCGCUGUCUACAGCAGUCCCCAGUUCAAUAAGACCAUGGCUACAUUCCGCAACCUGGUGUCCCUGACCCUCAACUACAACUGCAUCUCUGACGAGCUGCUGGAGAACCUGUGCGACAACACUGCUGGCACCCUGCGUACCAUGAACAUCAAGUGCCACACUCAUGACCCCCAUGGGCAGGUCAUCUGGGGCAUGUCUUGGGCCAAGCUGGCCAGGCACGCCACCAGCCUGAAGGUCAACUUCUUCUUUGAGCGGGUCAUGAAGUACGAGCGCUUGGCCCGGAUCCUCUUGCAGGAGAUCCCCAUCAGGAGCAUCAGUCUGAGAAGCUGCUAUUUCAGCGACCCCGACUGGUCCAUGAGACCCACGCUGACGGAUCUCCUGCCCACCUUCCGGCACACUCUGCAGAAACUAACUUUUGAAUUCAACAACAACCAUGAGUCUCUGGAUGAAGAGCUGCACCUCCUCAUCUUAUCCUGCAGGAAGUUGUUUUACUUCAAAAUCUGGGCUUUCCUGGAUGUUAAGUUUGUGGAGCGGAUUCUAAAGAUCCGGGAGGAAGGGCAGUGUGCCCUGCGCACACUCAAGGUGAGAAUUUAUACAAACAGAUAUGAGACGAAUGAAGAGGACAGGACACUGCGGGAAAUUUACAGGAGGUACAGAAAGCUGAUCGAUUCCGAGCUUAACUAUUUUGUCAUCGCUUACCCCAUGAUGUAA
Messenger RNA from Rangifer tarandus platyrhynchus (Svalbard reindeer), 1332 nucleotides. The record is from the annotation of a GenBank genome assembly. Lineage: Eukaryota; Metazoa; Chordata; Mammalia; Artiodactyla; Cervidae.